AUUUGCAUAAUUCCUUUAAAGUGAUCUACAGGUUAAAUCUCACAAAUAAAAAAUCCCAACUUGAAUCCAUACACGGCCUUCAUUAAUUAUGACCGUAAAGUGUAAAUUGUAUCAUGUAGCUCUAUUGGCUUUGUUAGUCCAGAGUUUUACAAUUGUAAUAGGAGACGAUAAUGAUUUGGAUAUAUUAUUCGAACAUCAUGGGACCAAGUACCUCAUUGGAUAUGAUUAUGUUGAUGCAGAUAUGGCUGCAAAAAAAUGCUCUCAAAAUGGCUACCAACUCGUUACAAUUCAAGGCGAGGAAAUAAAUCUCUUGUUGAAAAACUACUUGUCAAAAAAUACUAAUCUAACUGGUGAUCUAUGGACUGCGGGUCGAUUGGAGGUUGAGGAAGAUGCAGAAAUUCACAAUGGUACAGAAAAAAUAAAAUGGGGUGGGUUUGGCGAAUCUGAAGAAUAUGCAGAUUUUGCCCGUUAUGAGACGCCGAGAUGCAAGAAAUCAGGAUGUGAUGGAGAGUUUUGUCCCCCAAACUGUGGUGACACUCCAAGCUGCAAGAUAACUCUGUCACCCUGCACCACAAUAACGCCACAAUGCGGACACGUUACCACAAAUUGUUCCGCCGUGCGUGGAGACUGUUCGUCAACUUGUCCCGAGUGUGAAAUUACUAGUAAUCCAACAUGCAGCGUCGUGCAGGGGUCUUGCACAGUGGAGAAUGGAAAAUGCCACGUUAUCCCAGGACAUUGCGAAACUUAUCGACCAGAUUGCACAACAAUUCGUCCUGAUUGCGUCACAGUGGCGAAACCGUGUCGAUCCUCUUCAGUAAAACCGAUUUGUCCCACGGCUUCAAAUUGUUAUUUUCUGGAGCAUGAGCGAUGCACAACGACACAAUUGCCGUGUUACACUACUCUUCCAGCAUGCACGACACGUAGGGCGAAAUGUGCAGAAGAGUAUAACUCAUCGGGUGAAGCAACCAGAUACAAGUGUGGCGAAACUACGACGACAUGUGAGCCGCCCGUGGAAAUCUGUCCCCCUCCUAAGACGACAUGCAGACCUCCCAUUGGGUGUGACCCCGUCGUGUGUCAAAGUCCGGUCAGGAUUUGUGAGAAGCCUGAAGUCCACUGCCCAAAUCCGAUAACAAAGUGUCCUGACCCGAUCGUUAAGUGUGAAGAACCCACAGCUUUUUGUGAUAAACCAACGGUAAAUUGUCCAGCACCGGAAAUUAUUUGCACUCAACCUGCAGCAGUUUGUAACGGGAGUGAUGUAUCUUGUCCGGGAAUCGUGACCCAUUGCGAGUCCCCAAUCCCAGAUUGUCCAAAGCCUUGGGUCAAGUGUCCCAAACCGGAGGUCGUCUGCGAGAACCCAAUUCCUUGUGACCCGGCGACACAUGCCCCGUUAACAAACCCCACCUGUCCUCCUGGAUAUGAAGAAUGUACUGAUUGCGGAGAGGGGACGACUCCUAUUUCGCCAACGACUGAAGGGGGUGGUUGUAUUUGCCUCGGAAAAAAUGUGGAAUACAAGUGGGAGAAGAGGAAUUGCUUUGAGAAGAAGCAAUACUUAUGCCAAGAGGGCAAAUAACAUUUUUUAAUAGAUAGAGUUUUGCAUACCUUUUUUAACUAUUUUAAUACUUAUGAAAUGAAUUUUGUACACCAAUAUUUAAUUUAUUUAAGAAUAUUUUUGGAACAUAGUUUUUCAUUAUGUAAAUGAAAUUUUGCUAAAGUGUGACCGAUUGAUGAAUUAGCCAGUUUAUACGCUUGAAAAUACAUAAGUCCGUAAGUUCGGAAGAUUUAUUCACAAUAAACGUACGCAGAAAAUUA
Folsomia candida is the source of this 1809-nucleotide messenger RNA. RefSeq names its product keratin-associated protein 10-4. The record is from RefSeq and is a predicted model, not a curated record. The coding region runs from base 89 to 1570 and encodes 493 amino acids. NCBI's taxonomy places the organism in Eukaryota, Metazoa, Arthropoda, Collembola, Entomobryomorpha, Isotomidae. The transcript is spliced from 7 exons.